UCUGGUUUCAGCAGACAGUCGUGUUUGCAGCGAUCUAGCGAGCGGUAGACUCUUGGCUGCGCGAGGGAAAGGAACCCAGGAACCUGAAUCGGAACCAGGCCAGAUUAGAACCAAGGAGCGGACUAACUAGGACACACCUCCAGCCAGAAUGAGCCAGAGCCAGCUGAGCACAGAGCAACUGCUCUUCGAGGAGAAGCCGCUGUACGUGCCCCCAUUGUCGGAGCUGCAGAACGUCAUACAGGGUGCGCUGACCGCCAACUUCGCCCAGGUGGACGUGAGUGUGGGUCCCUGCCCGGACCUGAAGGCCAAGCAGUUCAGCCUGGUGGAGAGUGGGCUGGGCGGCAAGCCCACCCUGCUGGAGGCCGGCGGUCCGCCCUUCCUGCUGCCCCUGGUGCAGCGCGACAAGCUGUACAACAUCGCCGAGAUCACCAGGAAGAUCCAGGGACCCGGCAAGAUCUUCGCGGUGGGCGCAGGAGCCGGCCCCUGGCCCAUCCGGGGCUCCAACUGCGAGGGCAUCUUCAACCUCUCGGUGAGUGAGAAGGACGAGCUCACGAACGGCAGCUACACGGCCACCGUGAGGGGAGCGCAGGAGGAGUGCGUGCUGGAGAAGAUCCCCCACUCGGAGCCCCGCUGCGCCCUGCUGCUGAACCUCUUCCUCAGCCAGGGCAAGCCCGGCCAGGUGCUGAAGGUCAGCGCCAAGCAGCGCACGGGCGAGCAGAACUUCAUCGAGUGCAUCCGCAAGGGCCUGGAGAACCACUACGGCGACAAGGUGGUGGGUCUGGGCGGCAUCUUCGUGAUCAAGAAGGGCGCUGCCCACCAGCACGUGAUGCGCGACUUCAGCAAGACGCCCAUCAACAGCGACGAGGAGGUCAACGAGUGGCUCAAGUUCUACGAGAUGCCCGCCCAGCUUAACGCCGUGGGCACCCUGGUGACCAAGGAGCACGACCUCGACCUCCGCCUGCAGCACUUCCACUCCUUCUCCUUCGAGAACUGGGGCGGCCACUACCACUACGACACCACCCCGGACAUCGUGGAGUACGAGGCGUACCUCAAUGUGGCCGAGAGGGUGGUCAGGGUGGACAAGCCGGUGGCCACGCACAAGGUGGGACGGGACUAGAUCUUAUCUCCCGUAUCUAGUUGUAGACGACUUUUCCAUUGCCCGAACCCAAGCCCCGUAAAUCAUAGUAAAUAAACAAACAUAAGCUCGAAA
Messenger RNA from Drosophila biarmipes, 1210 nucleotides. RefSeq names its product ester hydrolase C11orf54 homolog. Bases 149 to 1117 code for a protein of 322 amino acids. Lineage: Eukaryota; Metazoa; Arthropoda; Insecta; Diptera; Drosophilidae. Gene Ontology annotation, cellular component: nucleus. Gene Ontology annotation, molecular function: hydrolase activity, acting on ester bonds; zinc ion binding. The record is from RefSeq and is a predicted model, not a curated record. The transcript has 2 exons.